GCCCCAUCAUGGAUGAAAACCUUGGAAACUGGAGAUGCAGUGGAUGUAAAUCUUCAAAGACCUUUCCCUGCUUACUUGUUAAACACUGCAAGCAGCUGGCCCUGCACCAACAAAAUUCAGCACAUGGUGCCAGUGGAAAAGUCAUCUUCCCAAGCCAAUUCCCUGGCUGCCAACAGUGUGGGCACAGGAACCAGAAAACAGAUCAUAAAGGUUCAGCAGCAUGACUCAGAUGUGAUCUACAUUUGAAGCCCCUCAUUUCCUUGCCAGCCUGGUGGGACUGGUGGCCUUUUUGCCUCUGUGGGGACACUUGGGCAGCUCUGGCUGCUGCCAGCUGUGAGGGGCAAGGCACUGUGGAUACAGAGCUGCCAUCCAGCUCCCAGGCUGGUGCCAUCAGCUGGGAAUGCCAGAGGUGCCCCCAGUGUGGCUGGGAGCAGUGCAAAGCCAGAGGAAAUGUUGUUUAUUGCCUGUGCACUUUGGAAAGGACUCUUCACACUUUGCUAAAACCCUUCCUCCCCCAGGUGCUUCAGCUUUGCUGCUGGAGGAAGGAUGUGAGGCAGCGAGUGCCCAGGAGGUGUUUGGGAUGAGAAAACAGAACACAGGCUUGGUGUUUAUCUCCACAACAGACUAAUUAUGGUUUUGGUCCAGUCCCUGGGACAUGACUCCCACAGAGCUGCUUAACGUUUCAAUGUUUGCCUGCCAAGUAUUUUCCUUCUCCUCCCCAAACAUUUCUUGGUUCACUUAAUUGAUUUGCAUUUCUCUGUGAGAAAUCUCAGCUUUUAAUUCCAGAUGCACAAGUGGACAUCUUCAAGUACCUCCCAUUCCUGGGGGAAUCCUUUGUUUGGAAUGCAGAGCUUCUGUUCUUGCAGUCCCUGACCAGAUCAAGCAUUUUCUGCUCGAGCAAACUGUGCAUACAUUAACUGCCUUCCCACUUGUGUGCAGCACAGCUCCCAGAUUAGACAAGGACAAAAGAUGCUGUUGGUGUCUGCUAGAGUGGGACUUGUUUCUGGUGGAGAGAGGUGCAUGCAGCAAAGUGCCUGCCUCAUUAGUAAAGCCCACUUGCAUUUUCUGGCUUUGUGUGUGUUUAAGUGUCUGCUUCUCCAUAAAUCUUCACUCUGAGGACUUCUGGGGAAGCAGACAACAUUCAACUGCAGCUGAAGCAGGAGCCCAGCUGAACUUGUGACGUGUGACUUAAAAAUGAACGGUAAUGUUGUUAAAUGUCUUGUUCUAAAAGCUGAGAUUAAAGAAUAAACCAGG
Zonotrichia albicollis (white-throated sparrow) is the source of this 1254-nucleotide messenger RNA. The record is from RefSeq and is a predicted model, not a curated record. Lineage: Eukaryota; Metazoa; Chordata; Aves; Passeriformes; Passerellidae.